GCACGAUCAGAAAGUAAUUGUAGAUUGUCAUAACAAUUAUCGUUCUCAACUUGCUAAUGGAAAAAUACAAAAUCACACAGGACAUAUGCCCCAAGGGGCUAAUAUUAGACAAUUGAGUUAUAGCAAAGAAGUUGAAGCAUCAGCCGCAAAAUGGGCAGAAAAAUGUACAAUAAGCCAUUCUCAUGGAAAUUAUGGCGAAAAUCUUUUUAUGUCAUCAAAUCCCAAAACAAAAACUGCCGAUGCAUUAACCUAUGCCUGCAAUGCCUGGUGGGCAGAAGUAAAAAAUAUAGGGAUUCAAGGAAAUUUAAUUAUGGACAAAAGCCUCCCAGGAAAUGGACACGCAACUCAAAUGGCGUGGGCUACUACCACACAAAUUGGUUGCGCUCUGGCUAGAUGUCCGGGCUCCUAUACAACUCAUCUAAUCGGUCAACUCAUCCAAUCCUUCGGAACGAGACUAUUAAGUACCGGCCGGUUGAGUCCAUGGCCAGUAGCAAAUGGCCAUGGACUCAACUGGUCAUGGACUCAACUGGUCAUGGACUCAACUGGCCAUGGACUCAACUGGUCAUGGACUCAACUGGUCAUGGACUCAACUGGUCAUGGACUCAACUGGCCAUGGACUCAAACGGCCGGAGACUCAGAUGGCCAAAGACUCAAACGGCCGUUACUCAAUAGUCUCGUUUCGAAGGAUUGGAUGAGUUGACCCUUUUUGGCCGUGUAGAUGAGUUAAGGAUUAGAUGAGUUAACGAUUAGAUGAGUUAACCCUUUUUGGCCGUGUAGAUGAGUUAACGAAUAGAUGAGUUAACGAUUAGAUGAGUUGAUCCCUUUUUGGCCGUGUAGAUGAGUUAAGGAAUUUUAGCCGUUUAGAUGAGUUGAACGUUUUUGGCCGUGUAGAUGAGUUAACGAGUAGAUGAGUUAACCGGACACGGAUGUCCGGCAUCAAAAUGGAAAACUUAUCUUGUUUGUCAAUAUAAUCCCUACGGAAAUGUUAUUGGAAGGACAAUUUAUGAAAAAGGAAAACCAUGCAGUGGUUGUGGUAAUAAUAAAUGUAAUUCUAAUGGAUUAUGCA
Meloidogyne enterolobii is the source of this 1066-nucleotide messenger RNA. The record is from the annotation of a GenBank genome assembly. NCBI's taxonomy places the organism in Eukaryota, Metazoa, Nematoda, Chromadorea, Rhabditida, Meloidogynidae.